AUGUCAAGUCAAUCCUUUACACAAGUUAGUCGGAAAGAACGAGAUUUGAUGAUAAGGGUUCUGAGGAAUAUCAGCGAGGCCGCCAAAAUUGGAAAAUUGGUGUUGCAAUUAAAAGCGGAUGACCGAAUGGGUAUUGUUAACGAUGUUGAGUAAGCUUUUCAUUCAGUUUGACCUGUGCUUAUAUUUUUUCCACAUUUUGUUAUAAUUUUGCUUUAGUUACCGAAUAGACCGCCGAUCCGAUCCCAAACGUCAAUUCACAAUCGAUGAGAACGGGACGUUAAGUCUUGCCGGAUCUUUAGAUCGAGAAGAGAUUCCCAAGUACGAAUUGAGGAUUGAAGCGGCCGAAUCAAGUAAUAUUUAUUUCAGGCGCUCAAAAUAAAAUUUCAGAUAAAAGCAACGAUGAUUUAUACGUGGACGUGACUGUGAAUGACGUGAAUGACAACGCACCCAAUCUCUAUAUCUUCCAACCGUCAAACCAGACCUUCCUUGGACCCUGUAUUUUUAUGGAAAAUACAGAUCCAGAUGAAAUUCUACCCUGUGAAGUCAGAGGAAGUGAUCCGGACACCAACAUAUAUGGACCCCCAUUCAAUAUGACCGUGGCUGGAAAAUUUAAGGAGCUUGAGCAAUUGGAGAUCAGUUUUGAUGAAACAUUGGAUGGAGGGAAUGGUGGGAUGACAAUAAAACCAUUGAAAACACUUGACAGAGAAAAGAAAAAAGUGUUUAAAAUACCGAUCGAAGUGUCGGAUGUGGGAGGAAAAACGGCAAUUAGAACAGUCGAGGUCAUUGUGGGGGACAAGGUAAGAACAAGUUACAGUAAUUGGAAUUUCAUUGUGUAAACUAAUUUUUUUUUAUUUUUAGAAUGACAACCCAAUGAGUAAUGCAAACAUGACUAUUGAAGUAUACCUGUACGAAAACUUCACCAAGGAUCAAUAUAUCGGCACUGUCUAUGUUCAGGAUGAAGAUGAUUGGGACAUCAACAAUAAAACCUUCGAGAUGCAGGCCGAACACGAAUUCUUUACUGUUGAAAAAGAUACCGGAAGAGUUCGUUCUAAGUUGAUAUCAAUAGCAGAUGCUUCCAUCAUUAUUUAUAAUCUCAUUUUAGAUUAACAUGCUCUCCACUACUCUCCCCGGUCUGUACACUUUUACGGUCGAUGUCACAGACAAUUCUCGAGACAAUGACCAUGCUCAAAGCUUCGUUACAGUCAAAGUUUAUCCCAUUUCCAAAGUCGCAUUUGAUCAUCAAGCGGGAAUCAGAAUCUCUGGAGACAGCCACAAAUACAAUGAGAAUCCUGGAUACUUUUUGCAAGGGCCAAGGGAGAACUUUCUUCAGAAAUUGGACGAAAAACUCAAGAAUCUUGGCAAGGAGAACAUCCAGAUUGAUGUUUUCUCGCUUCAAAGGUCGGAAUUUGAAGGAACAUACGAUCUGAGGUUUACUGUAAAUGCUGAUGGUCGAUAUUUGUCAAAGUCAAUGGUCGAAGGGAUAAUUGGAGCACAUUGGAAAGAGUUUGAGGUGGCUUUGGAUGGGAAUAUUCAAGCCGUCGGAAUAGAUUUAUGCAAAUUUACGCGAUGCGAUAAUGGCUGUCAGACCAAACAUCAUGCGAAUGAAGUGAGUUACAGAGUAAAGUUUUGCUUGAAAUGCAUUUUGCUAAGACCGUGGGGUCACUUCACAUUGUAAAACAUAAAAUCUUGUUCCUUUUAGGUAGGGAUCGUAAUCUCCGCCAAUUCCACCGUCCUUGUUGGAGUCAAUUCCACCUCCGAAGAUGUGUGUCAAUGCCCAAUUCCAUCGACUUUCGAUGGUUGCUCGUAUGGUUAUUGCCACAAUGGGGGGAUCUGUUACAAUUACCAUCAUCCUGGAGCUCUGUGUUAUUGUAAAGGAGACCUGCCGGGAGAAAGAUGCCAGGGAUCUACAAGAUCUUUUAAUGGCACGGGAUUCGUUUGGAUGAAGACUUUACCCGCCUGCAUUCAUUUGAAUAUAUCGUUGUCUUUUAGAACGUAAGUUUUUAUUUUUUUAUAUAAUAUAUGAUGACUAUGUUGUAAUAAUCUUAUUCAAUGUUAGCAAAGACGAUGGUGUAAUCUUAUACAAUGGGCCGUAUACUCUCGACUCGUCAUACGAGGAGAAUCGAAUCAUAUACGGCGAUUAUAUAUACGUAGCGAUUGAAAAGGGAGAGCUGAGGAUAAAGCAACUGAAUGGCCAUAGAGAAGUUGCUCUCAAACUUUCUUCAAAAGUAACUGACGGCAAAAUUCAUAAUAUUCAAAUAAUUCAAAACAAAAAGAGACUUGAAGCCAUCUUGGAUUACUGUAGAGGAAAUCGAAAGGUCUGUUAUGACUACCAGGACAGUGACGAUGACGAAAGACUAAAUGUAAAUACUCCGCUUCAAAUUGGAGGGCUCUACAGGGCGAAUAAUGAAGAUGAUUAUCCAAAUUUGGAAGUAAAAGCGGGCUUCAAAGGGUGUAUAAUGGAUUUGAAAGUGAAUGGGGAGCAAUAUGAUCUCCAAUCUCCUGAAGUACAGGUCGAAACAUCCAGUAACUGUGAUUGUGAUCAAACUAAAUGCAUAAAUGGACAGUGCUAUCGGGUUAAUGCAAAUACAGAGGCCUGCAAGUGUUCAAUUGGGUGGUUUGGAGAGAAAUGCGAUCAGCGUUCACCUUGGACCCAGUUUACAAAACCUCAGGCUUUUGCCAAAUUUCAUGUGAAAGAUUGGCAACAACAGGAUGUAAAGACCUUGAUGAUUACAAAUGAUGCCUAUCCAACUGGAACAAUUGGAAGUCUAGGCAAUGAUGAAAAUGUAAGUGGUCCAUAAGCAUCCUAGAUUAUUCUUUAGGAGAUAUCUUCCAUCACUCUUUCCAAUGGAUUUCCCGGAGCCAAGAUAAUAAAUGAUUCUUCUCCAAUCCAUUCUGCCCUCCAACUUCUUCCAAAAAUUCCCUAUCUCCUCCAUUUCCAUCGAGAACAUUACAUAACCUCCCUCUCCAUCGAUGGGAAGUCCCAUACGUCUAAAGUCAAAAACGGGGGAGCCUUGGAACCAAUUAGUUCACUGACCAUCGGAAAUGGCUCCAAAAGUUUUGCUGGAUGUAUCCGCUUCCUUCACUACAAUGACGAUCAUUUUAUGAUAAGAGAGGCUGGCGAGGAUGAUAAUCGAACUCCCAAAAGUGGUCAAAGUAUCCAACAAAGAGAUACGAAGCCCGGUUGUGACAUCCUGAUGACAUGUCGAUCUCUAGCGUCGGGAUAUUGCCCUGAGGGCCAAGUCUGUCACGAUCAUUGGAAAGGUCCCAUUUGUGUGUGCCCUGAGGGAAACACAGCCUUCAUUCGAGAUGAUGGGACUCUCUCACAUUGCUAUGCGGAAGGACGCUUAACCAUCACUCUGAUUGCCCUCAUAUUCAUAAUACUUUGCUUGAUUCUACUGUUAUUACUGUGCCUACUUUCUAUUUGUUACUGUUUCUCAACACCCGACCCCAUAAUAGUCGAGGAUCUUCGGUUGGAGAGCGAGGACACGGGAAUCUUGAAGAAUGAUAACUUGGAAUGUGGAGAGACGGACAACUCCAAGUAUAACCUUGAUAAUCUAAGGCGACCUCCAGAACCGGUGCCACCACGUCAAUUCAGAGCUCCCGGUAUGCCCAUUAUUCUAUUUCAAUCACUUUCAGGAGAUCCCUAUGCUGAUCAAUUGGAUAGAGACCCAAACAGUGGGCCUUAUGAUGAGUUAAGGCUAUACGAAUUGGAGGGGGAUAAUCAAUCCACAAUUACUUUCGAAUCGAUCGACUCGAUCAACAGGGGACCUGUUCAAUAUGAUCACAGAAGAAGAUACUAG
Bursaphelenchus xylophilus (pine wood nematode) is the source of this 3800-nucleotide messenger RNA. The record is from the annotation of a GenBank genome assembly. Lineage: Eukaryota; Metazoa; Nematoda; Chromadorea; Rhabditida; Aphelenchoididae.